UCUAAAAAAGACGGCACCCGCAACGUGCCCAUGCGAAAGAAAUAGUAGCAGAGCGGACGAGCAAAUGAAAGAGACGCCGACGACGAUGCCCGAUAGUCGUGAACUGCAGCAAGCUCGAGAACGGCUGGGUGUGACGAAAGUUGGUAGUGGUGAUGGUGACGAACCAGAGAUUCUUAGCAGAGAGUGCUACCUGCCGAAACCGGAGGAUGAGCUGCCGAGGGAGAGGGACAACGAGAUGGGACCGUUGGGGCCGUGGGCGACGGGACGUGUAGAUUGGGGUCCUCUGAAGGGUCUGACGGGCACGAGACCCGUCGUCGACAAGUACUCGGUGGCACGUUUCAGCGAAGGCGAAUGGCGUUCGCACAACAAGCAGGUGCUCGACAGCGUCGUCGGCUUUCAGCAUCAGGCCAAUCUGCUCGAGUACAACUCGAAGGAGGGCAUCGAGCAGACGAGAGCGGCGACCGACAGGAAUCAGGCGGACAGUACGAGACGUCUGAAGCAGAGGGAACAGGAGCUGCACAGGUGGAAGUGCGAGCUGGAGCGUGCGAUAAGCGCCUCCGCCGAGGAGAUAGCGAUGAUGCAGGAGCAGCGACGACGGCUGAAGCAGUCGAUGGCCGUGCUGCAGUUGCCCGAAUCGAUUGCAGGAGAGUGUCUGGACAGGAGGACCGGUCGAUUGGAUCCGGAGCUGGUGAGGGAUGAGGUCGAGGAGGAGCUGAUCAAGGAGAUGGCGUUGACGGCCGAGAUAAGGGAACAGUUCACUCGCACCCUGAUGGACGUGGAGCAUCAGCUGCUCGAGGAUAAGACUGCGAAAAAUCGUCUCGAGUACGACUGGAGCGACAAGAAGCAGGCCAACGAAAUCGAGUGCGUCAACGUUGCCCUCAAUAACAGUUCGAACACGCUGCUGUUCAGACCCGGCGCCGUCGGCUUUCCCGACAACCAGUCGACUCAGGACCACUGGGAGACGUUCACUCGUGAGACGCUCGAGGAGUCUGAGAUAACGCGACAGAGAUCUGUUGCGUUGCGCGGCACACUGGACGCGAUCCUCUCCGAUGCGGCAAAGAAUCUGCGCGCUCAGGCCGAUCGGCUGGACAUGGCACUUGCGAAGAGGAUCUCUUGUACAGAGGAGAUACGCACUCGACUCGAGAACGAGCUUCGCGGAAUGCUCAAGAGAUUGGCCGACAUCGAGAGCACCAUCUGCAAUCUGAAAGAUAUGAUACGUCGCAUGGACAUAUCGAUGAAGAAGGCCCAGACUCGACUGGACAACAGGCAGCUUCAUCGGCCUCGGGUAGAGAACUGCAGGGAUGUGGCGCAGUACGGUCUCGUCGACGAGGUGAAAAGCAUCAUGGACAGCGUGUCCGCACUCUCAUCCCAGCUUCAGCAGGCCGAGGAGAUUCAGAGCAAUCUGAUGAUGUCGCGCAGCAACAUCGAGCGCGAGAUCAUGGUGAAGAGGAAAACGUUGGAGAUCGAUCGAGACCGUUCGAAGAAGAUCCGCUCGUUCUAUCCCUCCGCAACGGCACUCUCCGGUUACUGAACAAAACAACAAAUGCUCACCCGUCGACGGCAAAGUUUUAUCCGCUUUCUCUCUUUUA
Molecule: messenger RNA, 1589 nt
Organism: Nicrophorus vespilloides
Lineage: Eukaryota; Metazoa; Arthropoda; Insecta; Coleoptera; Silphidae
Product: tektin-4
Exons: 1
Coding region: 65-1531 (488 amino acids)
Biological process (GO): cilium movement involved in cell motility; cilium assembly
Cellular component (GO): nucleus; microtubule cytoskeleton
Source: RefSeq, a predicted model, not a curated record